UGCUCUUCCCUGUUGGACAGACAGCCGCAUCUCCUGGUGCAGUGCCAGCCGCGUCCCCGAGACACGAUGGUGAAGGUCGGAGUCAACGGAUUUGGCCGUAUUGGGUGCCUGGUCACGAGGGCUGCUUUCAACUCUGGCAAAGUGGACAUUGUCACCAUGAACGACCCUUUCAUCGACCUUAAUGACAUGGUCUACAUGUCCCAGUCUGAUUCCACCCACGGCAAAUUCCAUGGCACAGUCAAGGCUGAGAACGGGAAACUUGUCAUCAAUGGAAAGCCCAUCACCAUCUUCCAGGAGCGAGAUCCCGCCAACAUCAAAUGGGGUGAUGCUGGUGCUGAGUAUGUUGUGGAGUCCACUGGGGUUUUCACCACCACGGAGAAGGCUGGGGGGUCACUUGAAGGGCCCGUGGCCUCCACCCAUGUCUUCCUCUGGUCUAACCCCGAAUGUCCUCCCGAGCUCUCAGAGCCUUGCUUCUCUGGUGCGCGAUCGUCCCUCGGGCCCAUAUGA
Messenger RNA from Prionailurus viverrinus (fishing cat), 507 nucleotides. Its product is annotated as glyceraldehyde-3-phosphate dehydrogenase-like. Gene Ontology annotation, molecular function: oxidoreductase activity, acting on the aldehyde or oxo group of donors, NAD or NADP as acceptor; NAD binding. Bases 67 to 507 code for a protein of 146 amino acids. The transcript has 2 exons. The record is from RefSeq and is a predicted model, not a curated record. NCBI's taxonomy places the organism in Eukaryota, Metazoa, Chordata, Mammalia, Carnivora, Felidae.